GUCACGAAGACGUGUUGGAUUAUUUAAUUUUUGAUAUUUGUUUAAUUUACAAUAUGCCAAAAGCAUUGAAAAAUUUUCAUGAAAAUAUUAAAUAUCAUUCUAUAAGUAAAGGCGAACCGGGCUGUUAUCAAUUACACAGGCCAUCGGAAUGUCGCCUCAAGUUCCCAAUCACCAAGCGUCCGAUCCACAAAUGCGAGCACCCAAAACACGAAUAUACACUUGUUCCUCAGCUCGGAGGCUGGAGGACUCUGCUGAUUCCGAAGACUUCACCGAACUUCUACCCAGCUGUUAUGAAGAAGAGUGAAUAUGAAAGAUUUAAGAAACAGGCUAAAAUAGUAACCCAAGAAGAGCAAAUCCAAGCUAUGCACGAUCAAGAAGCGGCGAUCCAGAAAGCGGCCAAGGAGUCCGAGGAAAGGAAACAAAGACUGAAGGAACAGCUCAAGCCACAGCCUGGUGCAGAAGCCUCCGGUGCCACAGACCCUGAGCUGGAGGGGCCUGAUCAAGCCGCUCAUACAUUAACAAGAGCUGAAAUUCUUCGGGCAAAUAAUUACCAAGGGCCAAGGUUAUGCAAUCGCAUCAUACUCGCUUCAAAGUGUCAUGCGAUCCGUGACGCGCAGAUUGCUGAAAGAGAUCUCGUCAAGAAGGAACUCGAUGAGGAAGAACGAAGACUGGACGCAAUAAUGGAAGAGAAUCGACUGGCUGCUGUCCGUCGAGCUGAGGAAGACGAAGAAAGAAGACAUCAACUCCGCUUGCAAAAUCUAGCAGCCUUGAAGGAGCAGAUCAAAGCACAUGAGACUUCUAAGAUAAUGGAAGCUGAACGCAUAGAAGAGGAAAGCAUUAGAGUGAACCAAGCGAACAUUGCGAUGCAAAUCGAUGAAGCGCAAAAACUCAAAGAGAAGCAAGGGAGACAGGCCAAGCUUAAGGAAAUUCUAGAUCAAGGCAACUCGGAACUGCUCUACUACAAACAGCUCCAGAACGAGGAAGAACGGAUUAUGGAUCUGCGCAUCGCGAACUUUCUUAAACAGAAACAAGAGCGCGAAGCGAAGAACAGGGCAGAAGCGGAGGCUGUUAAAGCGGCCAAGCAAAAAGGAAUCGACCAUAUCGCCAAGGCACAAAAGGCGGAACAAGAACUCAAAGAGGAGUUAGAACGAAUCCGCAAUCUGAAGAUCCAAGAAGACGUGGAACGUGAAUACAGACGGAAGGAACGGGAGGCUGCCAUCAAGAGAAACAGGGAGAUGAAGAGGCUGCAUGAAGCGAGAGUCCAACAGAUUACCGAUAUUCAUCGUUUAAUCGCAAGAGAGAUAGCCAAAGACGAGCAGAGCUUCAACAACGCGGCUCGACAGAACGAGGAGUUCAUACGCAAAGAGAAAGAGUUGGAAGACAAACGCAAGGCGCGCAUUGAACAACAUCGUCAGGAAAUUAUGAAACAAAUCAACGACAAGGAACGUGCUCGUGCCGAACUUCGUGAAAAAAUUCACAAUGAAGGCGUCGCCUUACGCAUGGAGCAGGAGCAACAAGAAAAGUACGAGAGAAGGGUCAUCAAGCAGAAGGUGGCGGAUAUGAGACAACAGAAAGUUUCUGAGAAGUAUGUAAAGGAAGUGGAACAGACGCUCGGCAAACAUGGAUACUGAUCAUCAUUUUAAUUUUUUUCUGCUAACGCGUGUGACACUGCUUAAUGACAUUAUCUAGAUUCUAGAAGGUUCGUUAGGGUUAGCAUUAUAAUAUAACGACAUUUAAUCUAUAAAAAAAUAUUUAAAAUCACUAUUUAACGGCUGCAAAAAAUUCUGUAAAUUAUUCCGAAACAUAUUUAGGUCGAUUUGAGGGUAAAAUAUUGAUACCUACUUGUAUCAUGCGUAGAUCGCGUCACAUACUCAGAUUUUACUUUUAUAGUCUAAUCACAGAGCACAUAACCAUUGAUGGCUUUAUAUUGUCAUAUUGACACAAUAGGCUAGAUAGGACCACAGAGUACAUACGAACUACGGUAUAACAAAAUGGCAGAAUUCGGGAUUUAGUGUUAUCGAUUACUAUAAGCAUUCGUUCGGCGGCUAUUAUGACGUAUUCUACACCUAAAUCCUAUUUCAACAUUAACCUACGGUUUGCACUUUGUAGCUUCUAUGCAACUUUUGUUUACAAAUAAGUUACAUCGUUCUAUUCGAAAUAUGUAAACUAUGCCUAAUUAAUGCUCUCGUUCACACUUGUAGUAUUAAAAUAUCUCUUCUGGUCCAUUGAAAUUAGUUCAUAGAUAGAUAGAAUAUUUCAUUGAACUUGGGAUGAGAGCGUUCGGUAUCGCAUUAUGUCUUCUAAAGCUACGACUCAGUCGGGGACAACCAGACAAAAUACAUUUGCACUCGUGAGCCGAGCGCGUGGCAUCCAGUGUUAACUUAUUAUCCACAAAAUUAUCCUCAAAAUAAAAAUACUCAACAAAGCAAUUAUGUUAAAUUAGUAUGUAUCUAAUUUAUUUAUAUUUGAUUUAUAAAUUUGAAUAA
Messenger RNA from Nymphalis io (European peacock), 2486 nucleotides. RefSeq names its product cilia- and flagella-associated protein 45-like. The transcript has 12 exons. The coding region runs from base 54 to 1631 and encodes 525 amino acids. NCBI's taxonomy places the organism in Eukaryota, Metazoa, Arthropoda, Insecta, Lepidoptera, Nymphalidae. The record is from RefSeq and is a predicted model, not a curated record.